AUGGAUAACCAGGCGGCGGGUAGUGACGCAGCAGGCAUCCCAGCAGCCGGGAACGAGGCCUUCCCGGGAGGCCAAAGCUUUGAUGCAGCCGUGCCUGGCUUUGACAACGGUGACGGUACCGGUCCUCUGUACCAUCACAGUUUCGACCUAAACUGUGAAGGAUGCAGACGACAAGCCUAUGUCAGGCUUCAGGAAGAGCAGUAUCUUGCGGCGCCCCAGCAGUGGGAGUCUAUGGAUGCAAACGCGCAGUUCUAUGAACUACGUCGGUUGACCAUGACCGAAGAAGAGUAUUUUCAGUCCUUGUCCGACUUCGAGGACGUAAAUUAUUUCAACCAGCCAUACCUCGCCCAGUUCGAGGAACAUGGAGAGCAAGGGCCCAUGUAUCAUCACCAACAGCCCUUCGCGCCUUUGCUCCCAGUUACUGAGGAGACUCAACCUGUUUUCGGGAUGCAGAACAUCCCUGAUGAGGUCAUCGAGCCUCUUCUCUUCCAGCAGAUGGCAACUGGUGAGGCCUUUGUGCCUACAACUUUUCAGCCAACGGCAUCUGAGCCCAUGACUGUGCAGCCUGGAGCCUAUGGCCCGGCCACCAUGCAGCCAACUAUGUAUGCGCCGACGUUUGUGCCUUCGGGCGUUGAGGCUCCCAGCUUUGAGCCUGCAGAAUUCAACUUCAAUACUUUGCCCCAUGGACCUGUGCAGCAGCCGAUUCAGGGCGAGCCCUGGGCCAUGACCCACGACGGCGGUCUCUUUGAGCCAACUUCUGAGGAUGGCGUCGAGCGUGAAGCAUCUGGCGAGGAACGCAAUGUGUUGUUUUCGUCUGCCGCACAGCAAAUGACUGAGGCUACCACCGGCGUGAUGAGCAUGCAGAACCCAGUUCAGUAUGAACCACUCGUUCCCGGUCAAGCUUCAGUCCGACCUCCUCGAAGACUCCUUCCCUCCAAUGGUCAGCGCGAGCCGCCUGUCCACCGCCAGCCUGAAGGCCGAGCCAGACGCUUGCCUGCCGUUCAGCUUACAUCUGAAGAGAGCUUGGAGAGGGCUGAGAAAGACCUUUUCCUUAUUGAGUCACGACGACAGAAUAUCUCUUACAAGGAUAUCAAGCGCCUUGGAAAUUUCGCAGAGGCGGAGUCGACCCUGCGUGGCAGAUACCGCACUUUGACGAAGGAGAAAAAGGAUCGAGUGAGGGAUCCCAAGUGGACGGACAUUGAUGUUGACCUCUUGAAAGAGGCUGUCCGCGUGUUGGCUCACGGCCUCCAUCCUGAUCGCGCGAAGCUCUCGUGGAUGGCGGUGUCUCGAUAUAUCACCAACCAUGGCGGAAGCUAUGAGUUUGGAUUUUCGACCUGUCACCGUCGCUGGGUGCAGCUGGAAGAAGAUGGUCAACUGGGUGAUACCGGUUACGAUGAUAGCUGGCGCGAUGAAGAUGAAGAAGCGGAGACGCUGGCCGAUCCCGAAGAGGAACGCAGUGAACUUGAAGAGGACGAAGAGGACGAGGACAGUCUCAUGGUCGACGAGGACGACCAAGAGAGUGAGGAGGAGGAGAAAGAGGACGUGGUGGAAGAAAACGAGAAUGAAAGUUCGAGCGACAACGACGACGAGGAUGCGGGCGUUCCGAUCAAGACGGAAGUCAAGACGGAAGAAUGA
Trichoderma aggressivum f. europaeum is the source of this 1635-nucleotide messenger RNA. RefSeq lists its product as uncharacterized. The coding region runs from base 1 to 1635 and encodes 544 amino acids. The record is from RefSeq and is a predicted model, not a curated record. The transcript is spliced from 4 exons. Lineage: Eukaryota; Fungi; Ascomycota; Sordariomycetes; Hypocreales; Hypocreaceae.